This is a messenger RNA of Brienomyrus brachyistius, 3590 nucleotides long. RefSeq names its product mucin-1-like. The transcript has 3 exons. Bases 904 to 2580 code for a protein of 558 amino acids. The record is from RefSeq and is a predicted model, not a curated record. NCBI's taxonomy places the organism in Eukaryota, Metazoa, Chordata, Actinopteri, Osteoglossiformes, Mormyridae.
CCCCAGAGAGUGCGUGUGCGUCACUGCAGUGUGUGUGUGUGUCUGUCUCUGUCUCUGUGUGUGUGUCUGUGUGUGUGUCUGUGUGUCUGUGUGCUCACGCGUGUGUCCAUGGUCCAGGUACAUAUUCAUUAACCUGUUAUUUUGACAUUAUGUGGACCAUUUUUUCGGUCCCCACAAGGGGAAAUUCAAUUUUAUAAAAAGAAAAUCUGUAACCGCAAUCAAAAAACUAAAAAUAUCUAAAGUCUUGUAUUUUGUUUGGUUACUUAUGGUUAAGGGUUAAGGUCGUCAUUGUUGGGAUUAGGGUUUUGCCCAUAGAAAUUAAUGGAUAGGCCUCUGCAAAGAUAUUAACACAGGUGUGUGUGUGUGUGUGUGUGUGUGUGUGUGUGUGUGUGUGUGUGUGUGUGUCUAUCCAGUCACAUGACAGGAGGCUGCUGUGGGUUUAAUAGGACCAUGAAUAUAUUUCGCUGGAGUAUUAUGUCUGUUCAUCUGUGUUUUUGGGUGUUUUACCAUUGAAUCAUUUAUACUUGUGAAACAAAAUCAAAGGCUUUGCCCUGAAACACUGUGCAGCCUGAUGUGACUGAAGAAGAUGCCAGUUUACCUGCAACAUUCCAUAAACUGUUUAGGCUCCUGCUGGACAAGAAAGGCUGACUUAAUCAUGGAUGGAUGGAUGGAUGGAUGGAUGGAUGGAUGGAUGGAUGUUGGGGUGGAUGGAUAAAUCAUCUGAAUCUGACUGGUGAAUGGUAGGACAGAUGUCAACCACUACACCCUUCUCCAUCACAUACACUCUCCAGAGGCGUGAGGGCCACACCCACACUACACCCUUCUCCGUCACAUACACUCUCCAGAGGCGUGAGGGCCACACCCGCACUACACCCUUCUCCGUCACAUACACUCUCCAGAGGCAUGAGGGCCACACUCACACCCGCACUACACCCUUCUCCGUCACAUACACUCUCCAGAGGCGUGAGGGCCACACCUGCACUACACCCUUCUCUGUCACAUACACUCUCCAAAGGCGUAAGGGCCACACCCGCACUACACCCUUCUCUGUCACAUACACUCUCCAGAGGCAUGAGGGCCACACUCACACCCGCACUACACCCUUCUCCGUCACAUACACUCUCCAGAGGCAUGAGGGCCACACCCGCACUACACCCUUCUCCGUCACAUACACUCUCCAGAGGCAUGAGGGCCACACUCACACCCGCACUACACCCUUCUCCGUCACAUACACUCUCCAGAGGCAUGAGGGCCACACUCACACCCACACUACACCCUUCUCCGUCACAUACACUCUCCAGAGGCGUGAGGGCCACACCUGCACUACACCCUUCUCCGUCACAUACACUCUCCAGAGGCGUGAGGGCCACACCCGCACUACACCCUUCUCCGUCACAUACACUCUCCAGAGGCGUGAGGGCCACACUCACACCCGCACUACACCCUUCUCCGUCACAUACACUCUCCAGAGGCAUGAGGGCCACACUCACACCCGCACUACACCCUUCUCCGUCACAUACACUCUCUAGAGGCAUGAGGGCCACACUCACACCCGCACUACACCCUUCUCCGUCACAUACACUCUCCAGAGGCAUGAGGGCCACACUCACACCCGCACUACACCCUUCUCCGUCACAUACACUCUCCAGAGGCAUGAGGGCCACACUCACACCCGCACUACACACUUCUCCGUCACAUACACUCUCCAGAGGCAUGAGGGCCACACUCACACCCGCACUACACCCUUCUCCGUCACAUACACUCUCCAGAGGCAUGAGGGCCACACUCACACCCGCACUACACCCUUCUCCGUCACAUACACUCUCCAGAGGUGCGAGGGCCACACUCACACCCGCACUACACCCUUCUCCGUCACAUACACUCUCCAGAGGCGUGAGGGCCACACCCGCACUACACCCUUCUCCGUCACAUACACUCUCCAGAGGCGUGAGGGCCACACCCGCACUACACCCUUCUCCGUCACAUACACUCUCCAGAGGCGUGAGGGCCACACCCACACUACACCCUUCUCUGUCACAUACACUCUCCAGAGGCGUGAGGGCCACACCCGCACUACACCCUUCUCCGUCACAUACACUCUCCAGAGGCGUGAGGGCCACACCCACACCCGCACUACACCCUUCCCUGUCACAUACACUCUCCAGAGGCGUGAGGGCCACACCCACACCCGCACUACACCCUUCUCCGUCACAUACACUCUCCAGAGGCGUGAGGGCCACACCCACACCCACACUACACCCUUCUCCGUCACAUACACUCUCCAGAGGUGCGAGGGCCACACCCGCACUACACCCUUCUCCGUCACAUACACUCUCCAGAGGCGUGAGGGCCACACCCACACCCGCACUACACCCUUCUCCGUCACAUACACUCUCCAAAGCAGCAAGUUAUUUUUCUUUUCUGUCUUUGAUUUUAAAUCCCCCCUGUAGUCAUUCACACAGCCUGUUCAAUUUGACUUUCAACAAAGGAAACACAUGCUUCAAUGCUAUAAUUUUAUUCAAAUUCAAAAUGAAGCUGGAAUGUAAAAACUGUAUUCAUCAUAAAAUUCGUGGAGGAUGACCGCCCUGCAAGCCCCCUCCGGCACCCCCACACAGACCGGCUCCGCCCAUCCCAGCCUCCUUAGCCUUCUAUUUCCUCCGGGUUUCUUGCUGCUUCUGACUCCAAGGUCACCCUCCCCCCCCCCCCCCGGCAUGGACCGGAAAAGUGGUACGGAUGUCAGGACCCCCCACGGCCGUGCGCAGUGACCACCUCAUGCAGACAGCAGCCUCACACUGACGUCACGCCGUCUUCCCCUGUUUAUUUAGGGAUUUAAAAAGUGAUUUUUUUCAUGAAAUCACAGGAUGGUGCAGGGAAGGAUUCUGACGCUGGUUCUUCUGUCCGUUUUGCAUCGAGUCGUGACUCUUGCUGUGGGCAGGGCUCCUUUCCAGGCGCCCUUGAGGUUUCCGAGCCGCAGAGGAGGGUCGCGUACAGAUUCUGGAAGCUGUCUGUAUGUUUGACUCCACAGCCAGGGAGGUGGGGUGUCUGUGAGGUCAGCCGUGUGACAGGCUCGCUUCCUGCCCAUGCGAGACCGUGUCCCCGAGCGGCCCCCACGUGCCAUGGCACCCCGCCAGUCAGGUGGGGGUUCUGGCCAGUUCUUCUAGUACCGCCCCACCGACGUGCCGCUUUUGGUUCUGCCAGGGACCCCAUCGCUGGCGUUUGAGAGAGAGCCGCAGCAGUGACGUCCUCGGUGACGUACCGGUGCAGGCUUCUGGCACGAGUUCGCAGCCCUGUCUUUGGGUCAGACCGCCAGGCCCGACGCCAAACCGUCACUAUCAGGCGGCAUCGCAGCGUGUUCUCUGCCGCUGCCGCUUUAACCGGCCCGCAAAGCUUUUGGUUCUGCUUUUACUCCUUUGUUAAUGUUUCAUACCUGCUUGUUCUGUGGCCUUUGCUUAUGUGAUCAUUGUAAUUCUAACUAUUGUUUUUGUUUAUCCAUCCGUCCACCCGUUCAUUGUCAUGGUUAUUCACCUAGCAUGCAGCUUUAUAUCUGUGAUGUCCCCCUUCUAACCUCUGACCCCAGAUCCUUGUGCCCC